This is a messenger RNA of Marmota monax (woodchuck), 4342 nucleotides long. RefSeq names its product adenosine deaminase tRNA specific 1 (gene Adat1). Bases 867 to 2396 code for a protein of 509 amino acids. Gene Ontology annotation, biological process: RNA processing. NCBI's taxonomy places the organism in Eukaryota, Metazoa, Chordata, Mammalia, Rodentia, Sciuridae. The transcript has 12 exons. The record is from RefSeq and is a predicted model, not a curated record. Gene Ontology annotation, molecular function: adenosine deaminase activity; RNA binding.
UCAGGUGCCUUGGGACUGGCGUGGCCAGUUCGGUUUUGUAUGGGAAGAAGGGACACAUGUCACGUGGGAACGGGCCGGUCCACGCCCGGAGUUGUCAACAGGCUCAGCGUGGAGCGCUCUCGUGGCGGGGGCGCGGCGUGCAGCCUCGAGCCGCUUCCCCGUGACCCGCGAGUCAGCGCUCGCCUAGUUCCCCCGUGACGGCGCCGGAGCCUCGCGGUCUUCCUUGGCCGCGGAUUUAGCAAGGGGUUAGCGAAUAGUAGCCUUCCGCUCCACCAAAUCCCGAAAAAGCUCCCCUGUAGCUGACUUGACUUUUCUUUGGAAAGGAAGAACGUUCUUCAGCUUGCUGCAGCUGUUAAAAAAUGCGACCUUGUGGGCAAAGGAACGCCUGUUUAACUGAGCUGUUUUAUAUGAAGGUGUUUUUCAGGCUCUGGAAGGGGUGCAGACUUGAAUUAUAAUGGACCCAUUAAAAUUUUCAUUCAUUUUAGCAGCUGCGUGUGUUCGUUAGCAUUAGCUAGCUGAAUGAGAUGAUGUAGUUUGGACUGCUUUCUUGGAGACACUGUUUCUUCUGGCAAAUUCUCCCUUCCUUGACUGCCUUAGUUUGUUAUGUGCAUCUUUGCAUUAUUUUCAGGUGGAUGGCAGGGUAUCUGCCUUCAUAAAAUAUACUGCUUGUGAUGCCUCCCUGGAAAUGACAGGGGGGCAUCCCUUCCAAAUGAAGGAUUUAGGAUCUUCCAUACUUUUCUUUGCUUCUAAAGAUUCAAGACUUCCCGCCUUGGUGGUGCAGGCCUGUAAUCCCAGCUGCUGGGGAGGCUGAGGCAGGAGGAUGUGCUUAGCUAUAUUCCUUGUGGGCCUCAGCACCAGCUCCAACCAUGUGGACCCCAGAUGAGAUCGCUCAGCUGUGCUAUAAGCACUAUGAGAUCAGGCUGCCCAAGCAAGGGAAGCCAGAGCCAAACCGUGAAUGGACAUUGUUGGCAGCUGUAGUGAAGAUACAGUUUCCAAUUUAUGAGGCCAGUGACACUCCUGAUAAGCCAGUGCACGUGACAAAGGAAGUUGUCUCAAUGGGAACAGGAACGAAAUGCAUAGGCCAAUCCAAAAUGAGGAAGAGUGGAGAUAUUCUCAACGAUAGCCAUGCUGAGGUUAUAGCCAGAAGGAGUUUCCAAAGGUACCUUCUCUAUCAGCUGCAAUUGGCAGCUACCCUAAACAAGGAGAGUAUCUUUGUCCCAGGAACUCAAAGAGGACUGUGGAAACUCAGACCCAACCUCUUGUUUGUGUUUUUCUCCAGCCAUACGCCCUGUGGCGAUGCCUCCAUCAUUCCAAUGCUUGAGUUUGAAGAACAGCCUUGCUGUCCUGUUAUCAGAGAUCAGGAUAGCAGUUUAUCAUUAGAAGACAGUGGUAAUGUGAAGACUCCUGAAAAUGAAAGGAAACACGAAGACCCUGACGGUCCUGUAACCAAAAAGAUGAGGCUUGAGCCUGGAACUCCUGCCAGGUUCUUCACCAAUGGCACAGCUCAGCAUGGCAAGCAAGACAGUGGCUCGUUUGCAUCAGGUGUCAGAGGCUCUAACCUCACUGUAGAAAGACUGGCCGAUGUCGCCUGUGGAGCUCCCAGGAGUGCCACAGUGGUGGACAUUUAUAGAACUGGAGCCAAGUGUGUGCCUGGAGAAGCUGAAGACUUGAGGAAGCCAGGUGCUGCAUAUCACCAGGUGGGGUUGCUCCGAGUGAAGCCAGGCCGGGGAGACAGGACCUGCUCCAUGUCAUGCAGUGACAAGAUGGCCCGAUGGAAUGUCCUUGGAUGCCAGGGUGCACUUUUGAUGCAUUUCUUAGAAGAGCCCAUCUACCUGUCAGCUGUGGUCAUUGGGAAGUGCCCAUACAGCCAGGAAGUCAUGCAGAGAGCACUGAUUGGAAGGUGUCAAAAUGUCUUGGCUUUACCCAAAGGUUAUGGAGUUCAAGAACUGAAAAUACAGCAGUCAGAUUUACUGUUUGAACAGAGUCGCUGUGCAGUGCAGACAAAAAGGGCUGACAGUCCCGGCCGACUUGUUCCAUGUGGGGCAGCUAUCAGCUGGGCUGCAGUUCCUGAGCAGCCAUUGGAUGUUACUGCCAAUGGCUUUCCACAGGGAACAACAAAGAAAGGAAUUGGAAGUCUUCAGGCCAGAUCCCGAAUCAGCAAAGUGGAACUCUUCAGAUCAUUCCAGAAGCUGCUGAGCAGCAUUUCAGAAGACAAGUGGCCAGACUCCCUCAGCUCUGCCUGCAGAGAAUGGGAAUUUGGAAGGUUGCAGAAGUUGGAUACCUACCAGGAGCACAAGGAGGCUGCAUCUGCUUACCAGGAAGCCUGGAGUGCACUCCGGAAGCAAGCCUUUGCAUCCUGGAUCAGAAACCCACCAGACUAUCACCAGUUUAAAUGAGAAAGAGAAGUUUUUAGAAGAUCUGCUGGUAGCAGGACUCUUCAUGUUGACUGCCUCUUCCUUCAUGCAGGAUAAUCCUUAAGCUUUUCUAAUGGCUAAAUUAAAAAAAAAAAAAAAAAAACCUUCUCCCAGAGGACUGUACCUCAUUUUUGUAUAACGUAGAUGGAAUCCAGAACAUAGCAGUCUAUACUUGACUGAGAGCUGAAGAAGCUCUUUGCUAAAAUGGCAUCUCACUGAUGACCUGGGCAUCUGACUUCCAUUGUAUUUUAUUGCUUCUCUACAAUUCAAAAUUAGAGUUUGGAACAUGACGCUAUAAAAUCACUCUCCAGCAGCUCAGUUUUAUGUGUUUCUACAUUGAUUCAGCAAGUAUUUAUUGGACUGAAAUGAUGUGUAAUAUCUGAAGCCUUACAGCUCAUCAGGCUUAGAGAACAUGAAUUUUGUAUCCCCAGCCUCUCUAUCUCUGGGGAGCCAUCCUUUUCUCAGGCCUCAGCAGUCGGGCUUGGUUGAGGUUAACUGGACUCCCGGGCCCAGGAAUGUGAGCCUGCUCUGGACGGCCCUGUUUUCAGCACUGACAAGAAAGAUUCUCUUUUGGUCAGAGGUGUGAGGGCCACAUAGUCUUGGAACUAUGGUGGCCGACUUUUCCUACCAAGUAGAGACAGCCAGGGGAGGAGGAAAGCAGCCAGGAGGACCAAGCUCUAGGGACAUGAUUUGGAUGCCUGAAGCCAGCAGCCACCCUGGACCUGUUAAGUGGCCCAGAUUCCUAUUGUUUUGAUUAAUAAGCCUCUUGGCAUUGGUUUUCUGACAGCUAAGAGUUCUGUCUAAAAGGCCACAAGUCCCUAUAGUAAAUCAGCAACAGACCUAGCAACCAAUCCUGUUGGACUAACAUCUAAUAUUAGCUCUCAACUUCUUCUCACCUUUAAUAACAUUGGACUGAAAAUAACAGCUCUCCAUGUUGGAGUCACUCAAGGUUGGCAUUCUUAAUAAUUUUAAAUAUUUCUUAAUAACAGCUUUAUUGAGCUAUAGUUCACAUACCAUAAAAUUCACCUACUUAAAGUAUACAAUUUAGUGAUUUUUAGAAUAUCCACAGUUACACAGCCAUCAACCGUAGAACAUUUUCAUUACCCCUAUAAAAAAACUUCAUGUUAGUUUUCAAGGACUUUCUUAAUAAAGUACCUACCACAAGCUGCAUGGCUCUAACACAAUAGAAAUAAUUCUGUCAUUUCUGAAAUCUAGAAAUCCAAAAUGAAGGGGUCAAAAUUGAAUGGGACUGGGCAUGGUGACACACGCCUGUAAUCCUAGUAGCUCAGGAAGCUGAAACAGAAGGAUUGUGAGCUCAAAGCCAGCCUCAGCCAAAGCAAGUGCCAGGCAAUGAGUGAGGCCCUGUCUCUAGAUAAAAUACAAAAAUAGGACUGGGAAUGUGGCUCAGUGACCAAGUGCCCCUUAGUUUAAUCCCCCGUACCCCUACCCCCCCAAAAAAAAAAAAUUGAAUGGGACUUAUGUUCCCUCUAAACCUAGGAAGGAUCCUUCCCUGCUUCUUCCUUGGCACUGCUGGCUCGCAGCCGUCCUUGGCCGUCCUUGGCCUAGCUACUUUACUCCAGUUUCUGCCUCGGUCUUCACCUGCCCUCUUCCCUUUAUAUACCUCUGUUUUUACCUGGCCCUGUAAGAACUCCAGUCAUAUGAAUUAGGGCCCAUCCUAAUUCACUCUGAUCUCAGUGAACUACAUCUGCAAAGACCUUAUUUCCAAACAGAGUCAAAUUCUGAGGUUCCAGAUGGAUGUGAAAUUUGUGGGGGGAUACUGUUCAACCUAGUAUAAUACCUAUUAGCAGUCUGUCCUCAUUUUUUCUCAACUCCCCAGCCCUGUGGCAACCAAUAAUCUAUUUUCUGCUGUGAUUUUGCCUGUUCUGAACAUUACAUGUAAAUGGAAUAAAACAACAUGUGGUCUUUUG